GGCAUCGUGAAGCAGGACUCGCUGGUGAUCAACCUGAACCGCAGCAACCCCAAGCUCAAGGACCUCUACAUCCGGCCCAACAUCGCCCAGAAGAGGAUGCAGGGGGCCCUCGAGGCGCACGUCAACGGGUUCCGGUUCACGUCAGUCAGGGGGGACAAGGUGGACAUCCUGUACAACAACAUCAAACACGCCGUGUUCCAGCCCUGUGACGGCGAGAUGAUCAUCGUGCUGCACUUCCACCUCAAGAACGCCAUCAUGUUCGGGAAGAAGCGGCACACGGACGUGCAGUUCUACACCGAGGUGGGCGAGAUCACCACGGACCUGGGCAAGCACCAGCACAUGCACGACAGGGACGACCUCUACGCUGAGCAGAUGGAGCGGGAGAUGCGGCACAAGCUGAAAACGGCCUUCAAGAACUUCAUCGAGAAGGUCGAGGCCCUCACCAAGGAGGAGCUGGAGUUCGAGGUGCCCUUCCGGGAGCUGGG
Manacus vitellinus (golden-collared manakin) is the source of this 485-nucleotide messenger RNA. It is a transcript of the gene SUPT16H, whose product is annotated as SPT16 homolog, facilitates chromatin remodeling subunit. The transcript is spliced from 4 exons. The record is from RefSeq and is a predicted model, not a curated record. NCBI's taxonomy places the organism in Eukaryota, Metazoa, Chordata, Aves, Passeriformes, Pipridae. The annotation marks the transcript as partial. Gene Ontology annotation, molecular function: nucleosome binding. Gene Ontology annotation, biological process: positive regulation of transcription elongation by RNA polymerase II; transcription elongation by RNA polymerase II. Gene Ontology annotation, cellular component: FACT complex.